Aplysia californica (California sea hare) is the source of this 1174-nucleotide messenger RNA. Its product is annotated as urea-proton symporter DUR3. Gene Ontology annotation, cellular component: plasma membrane. Gene Ontology annotation, molecular function: urea transmembrane transporter activity. NCBI's taxonomy places the organism in Eukaryota, Metazoa, Mollusca, Gastropoda, Aplysiida, Aplysiidae. Gene Ontology annotation, biological process: urea transmembrane transport. The record is from RefSeq and is a predicted model, not a curated record.
GCUGACAACAACAGCAAAAAGAAGCCCAGCGAGAGGCUGGCAUUUUGAUUAAUACCCAUCGACGACUACGAUAAACAACAUGUUAGGGAAGGUAACCAUGACAACGGCUCUUGUACUUCUGACGACGCUGUCAUCGAUGCUGUCAUUGGCUGAAACGGCUGACGUUAAAUGCAAUGUUACUUCCGCUUUUGGAGACAGAGAUAUACGGUAUAUCUUCGAGGACGUCAACAACGUAGACUCCAGCUUUGACGCCGGCGGCAAUGUGUCCACCUCACUGACCGCUGUGACUAUCGCCGCGCAGCUCUUGUGGCCCGGGGACCUCAUGCAGAGUGUCACAGUCGCUGUCAAGUUCGGUAUCGCCGGAUGUUUCUGGUACUGUAGCGGGGCCCUCAUCAACCUGGCUCUGUUCCCGCUACUGUCUUUUAAGUUCAAAACUCGGGCCCCGGGGGCGAAGACUUACUUACAGGUUAUUUUGGCGCGUUUUGGACGGCCGGCCCACUCAGUGUUCUGUUUCUUCGCCCUGUUGGUGAAUGUGCUCAUACUGUCGACUAUACUGGUGGGAGGUGUGGCGGUGGUACAGUCGACGACGAAAGACGCGUCCCCGGAGUUCUGUAUCCUGGUGCUCGUGACGCUGUGUGGAAGCUACUCCUUCAUCGGAGGUCUCGGCUCUACCUUUUACGUGAGCUACUUCAACGCGCUCACCACCUUUGUCGUGCUCAGCUAUCUCGUGCUCAGCAUGUUUUAUCUGGACGAUUUGCCGUUCGGUGACUUGGAGGAGAUCUACAACAAAGUCAACUGUCUGCCUGACGUGGAGGGAAACACAGACGGCAGUUACUUCACCUUCCUCUCAGAGGGCGCUGUCAUCUUCGGACUCAGCAGUAUAUUUCUGGUGACCAGCAUCACGUACUGUGACCAGGCCAGCUGGCAGAGCCGUAUCGCCGCGCGCCCUCUCCAGGGAGCCCUGGGUUUCCUCCUGGGCGGUUUCAUCUGGUUCUCCGUCCCGGCCACCAUCGGCACAGCGGCGGGUGUGACGUAUCUAGCGGUCAGCGCCACUGACCCAGACAGUCUGCUCAGUGAGGCGCAGGUCAACUCGGGCAUUGUAUCCACGUUCAUGUCAGAGAAAGCCCUGGGCAAGCAGGGAUCUAUCCUGAUGCUGACAAUGGAUUUAUCCUGA